UGUCAGAUUAGUACUGCAGUUAAAUCUUCCGUCCACUGGAUGGAGACAGAAAUAAAAUGCUGGUGUUAACAACAAUUUGCAGACCAUCGGGCUGCAGACAACAGACUGAUAAACACACAAAGAAGAGAAUGCAGCGGGAGAGUAAAGCAGUGGUGCGAGCCGAGCAGCCGAACCCUGUAAACAGAGGAAAUGUUUUUUCUCCCGUUUACAAUGAGAUGGGUUGUUUUUGUGAAGUCGUGUUUCGUUAAGUCCUGCAGUAACAAUUGAUGGAGCUGACUUAAGUGACAGUGAGUCAUGUCUAAGGAGGAAGCAGCAGAAAUCCAGCUGCUCAGAAGCCAGAAGGCCAAGCUUAUAGAUAUUCUAAGUGGAGAUGCCGACUUUGUGCUGCAGCAUGCAGACUCUCGCUGUCUGCUGUCUCCUCACGGCUACCAGCAGGUGAAAGCCUGUCGUGUUCCCAGCGAGAAGGUGACAGAACUGCUGGAUCACAUCAUUCAGAGAGGACCUGAAGCUGUGCAGGGCCUGCUGAGACUACUGAAGGAGCAUGCCCUGCAGGAAACCUUCCCGCUGCUAAGCUUUACUAAGGAUCUGCAUGCCAACAUGCCAUCUGAAGGACAAACAGAAACACCAAGAAAAAGAAAAUCACUUCCUGAAACAGAGGAGACUGCUCCAUCCAAACAGAUUAGCAGAAAUGGUUCUGAUUUAGUGACGGAGAAACAGCUUAUGACCGUGGCUCGUACCAUUGGCAAAUCUUGGAGGGAGAUUGGCAGACUGGCGCUGGACAUCUCAUCUGUGAAGCUAGAGCAGAUUGAGGAGGACCACUCGCUGCAUGUGGAGCGUGUGUUUGCCAUGUUGCGACACUGGCGUACCUGUCAGAGGGAGAAAGCCACUGCUGAUCACCUGCACAGCCUGCUUAGUCAGGAAGACUGGGCUCUGCCACCUGAGAACAUUGACUUCUUGUUGAAGACUGACUGAGGCCUUCAUGUUUUUAACAGUUCUUAUCUAAAAUAAGUGUUUCUGAUGUACAUUUUUUGAUAUCAUGGAGAAAAAAAAAGGAAAAAUCAGGAAAACAACUGAGCAUUCAUUUUAUUUGAAUGUAAUAACACUAAGGGAUCAAUUAAGGAAAAUUAUUUUAUUUUUUUAUUAAAAAGACGUUUUUAUUUCAAUGGACAGUUUGGUCUUAUCCAAAUCAAAGUUCUGUGGUAACACAUUUUUGAAUGCUGUAUUGGGAGAUUUUGUAGUCUGUAUUUUGGGACAUACAAAUGUGAUUUGACAACAGCUUUAAUGACAUGUCUACUAUUGAUCAACGCAUCUUUAAAAUUACAUGAACUACUCUAUACAACCUGAUGAGUUAUCGAUCAUCUGUCUCCUUUUAUCAGGGCUCUUAUGCAUUAUAGCUAGCAUUUUCUACUUUCUACACAUUGUUCUAUACUAAUGUAAUGAAUGUGUACAAUGUAUGUUAAUUCUCAUCCAACAAUCUUAACUUUAAGGAGUAUUUUUGUGUGUUCAAACAAUCAUAACAGCAGUUGAAGGACUACUAAAGACCCAGCUAAUGAGCUCUCAGAGGGCCAACUCAUCUUUAACUCUGGCACCAAAAUUCACGUGGAAGACCUGGACUGCAAGGGCACUCUUUCUCUCUGCUGGUUUACCAGAAAGUAAGGGACGCUUGAUAAAAUUGAAAGACCAUGAUAAGAAUGGUGAACAGAGAUGCAAACAGCUUAUAUAAUGUGCACCUUGCCUAUAAUUUAGUUCUGAUGUUUCACAAAGUCUUCUGAUGAACAAGUUCAGUUGAUCAACUUAAAGCAGUGUGUUUAAUGCAUUCUAUUAUCACAUUAAAAAAAGAAGAUACUGGACACCAAAUGUUAAGGACCAUGUACCAAAAUAUGAAUAAACCCAUUCAUUAACAAUUACCCCAAUUUUUUCCAUAGGUAUUUGAAACAUGCCAAGAAAAUAAAUGUCUAUUCAUUGGGGACUUCUGAUAACUAAGUGUGUCUACUUGCUUGGCCCCAUUUGCUUCAAUAACUCCAGAGCCCUACGAUACAAUUAUUUUAUUUUUAACUCUCUGUCCAAAAAACUUCAGAAAGGUCAUCAUAAUUAUAAGUGAUGAUGGCUAUGGCUUCAAAUGAUUGUUUUCAGUGGUGGGAGAAUUAUUCAAUAAAUGAUGAUGCAAGAUGCAA
Messenger RNA from Notolabrus celidotus (New Zealand spotty), 2174 nucleotides. RefSeq lists its product as uncharacterized. Gene Ontology annotation, molecular function: protein binding. The record is from RefSeq and is a predicted model, not a curated record. Lineage: Eukaryota; Metazoa; Chordata; Actinopteri; Labriformes; Labridae. Gene Ontology annotation, biological process: regulation of apoptotic process; signal transduction. The coding region runs from base 295 to 972 and encodes 225 amino acids. The transcript has 4 exons.